Molecule: messenger RNA, 474 nt
Organism: Striga asiatica
Lineage: Eukaryota; Viridiplantae; Streptophyta; Magnoliopsida; Lamiales; Orobanchaceae
Source: the annotation of a GenBank genome assembly
AUGUUUUCCACAAAAUUUGGUGUGGUUGGUGAUAGGAGCUAUUUCAUACAGGUGGGUUUGAGUCUGAGGAGGAUAGAAGGGGAUGAUGAUGUUAGGAUUUGGGAAAAGUCCCACUUAUCUGAAAGGGAGUUUAAUGUAUUUGUGGAAGUUUUCAACACUUUUGAACCUUCUAGUUUGUCUGUUGAAGGUAGUUGGGUGGAUCUAGAUGAGAGUGACAGUGAUAAUGAGAGUGGGAGUAAGAGUGGGUCUGAGAGUGGGGGUGAUAGUGGGUCUGAGAGUGAGAGUGAGGAUAAUGUUGUUGGUGUAGAGGGUGUUACUCAAGAGGAUAAUAUUGUUGGGGUUGGUAGUGGGAUUAGGAGUCAGAAUGAUGUAAGUGAAACUAAUCUUGAUGGCGAGGAUAAUCUUGUUGGGGUUAACAGAGGAAAAGGUGUUCAUUUGAGUGAUGCUGAGAAUUCUGAGGUGAUUAUGACAUGA